AUGAAAGGAGCAACAGUAGUACCUUCAACUGAAACUAAUCAAACAAAUCAAGUAACAGUUAGUUUUCAAAAUCUUACAUAUUAAGUGUUUGUAAAGAAUCCUAAAGGAGUCUCAGAAUAAAGAACAAUCCUUAACAACUUAUCAGGAAUCUGUCAUCCAGGUUAAGUAACAGCCAUUUUGGGUGCAUCUGGAGCAGGGAAAACAUCGCUGUUGAAUAUUUUAGCAAAAAGAAUAUCUAUAGCUAGGAAUAUUUCUUUGCAAGGUGAAAUAUAGGCAAAUGGAUAACCUUAUAACAGCGAUUAAUUUGCAUAGUUUUCAUCCUAUGUUAUGUAGAAUGAUGUUCUAUUUGGAACAUUAACUGUAAGGGAAACAUUUGAAUUUGUAGCCAAUUUGAAGUAUGGGGAUCCAUAAUAAAAGGUGGAUAAAGUGGAAUAUGCAAUUAAGACUUUAAAAUUGGAGCGUUGUUAAAAUACAUUAGUAAAGAUUUAAAGUAAUUUAAUAAGAUUGGUAACGCUCUUAUAAAGGGUAUAUCUGGAGGAGAAAGGAAAAGAACAUCAAUUGGAGUAGAAUUAGUUAGUGAUCCAUAUUGUAUCAUGUUAGAUGAACCAACAUCAGGUUUAGAUUCAUUUACAGCAUUUGUUAUUAUGUAGAUAUAUAUUUAAUAAUAUUUGAAUAGUAAUUUACUAAAGAAACUGGCUUAAAGUUCAGGUAGAACUAUAAUAUUUACUAUUCAUUAACCAAGUGCAGAUAUUUAUACAUUAUUUGAUUAAGUUAUGCUUUUAGUGUAAGGAAGAUUUAUUUAUCAGGGGAGGAGAGAUUAAAUGGUUGAUUAUUUUAAAAGAAUAGGUUUUGAAUGUCCAGCUCAUUCUAAUCCUUUAGAUUAUUUGAUGAGUGUGAUGCAUCAUGAAGAUCCUAAUCAUCCUCAUUAUCAAACAUUAUUUAUAAAUUACAACAAUUAAUUUGAGAAUUAGAUUUUAAGUUAGAUCUAGACUAUUAAGAAAUAAUCAAUACAAAGAUAGACAAUAUAAACUACAUUUGCAUUUCAAGUGAAGGAAAUCUUUAGAAGAGGAAUGAUAAAUAUGAAAAGAGAUAAAGUGUUGGUUAGAGGUAGAAUAGUAAUGACUAUAUUUAUUGGAUUAUUAAUUGGGGGAAUAUUUUGGACUGCUGGUAGUGAACCUGGUUAUAAAGGGAUUUAAAGUACAAUAGGAGUUUUAUUCUUUUUGGUUAUGAGCAGUUUUAUGGGAGCAUUAAAUCCAGUUAUUAUAUAAUUUCCAGAUGAAAGAGAGGUAUUUUUAAGGGAAGAGAAUUCUAAACUUUAUACAACUGCUGCUUAUUUUACUGGUAAAAGUUCUGUUGAGAUUCCUUUUCUAUUAAUCUUUCCUAUAAUUCAAUAAUUGAUAUGUUAUUGGAUGGUAGAUUUGAAUGAUAAAUCAGGAGAUAUUGUAAUAAUUAAUAUUAUUAUUUGUAUACUUCUUGGUUUAAGUGGAAAUAGUUUUGGUAAUUCUAAAUUAUUUAUUAUUUCUAGGAUUAAUGGCAGGAUGUAUGUUUACAGAUGUUAAAGCUGCUUCAGGUUUUCUACCUGUUGUUUUAAUGCCUUUGGUCAUUUUCUCUGGAUUUUAUGCUAAUUAAUCUUAAUAUAUGGAUUGGAUUGGAUGGAUUUAAUACUUAAGUCCAAUGAAAUAUGCAUUUGAAGCAUUAGUAUGGAAUGAAUUUGAUUCAAGAAGUGAUGAAUUUCUUGGUACAACUAUUUAAAAUAGUAAUCCUAUUGAUACAUAUGACUUAUCUCUAGGUUUAUGGAAAUGUUUAGUAAUUUUAGUAGCUAUUAUUCUGUUUUUCAGAAUUAUGGCUAUGAUGUUUUUGUAUUUAUUAAGAUAGAAAUAACAAUGA
Paramecium pentaurelia is the source of this 1887-nucleotide messenger RNA. NCBI's taxonomy places the organism in Eukaryota, Ciliophora, Oligohymenophorea, Peniculida, Parameciidae. The record is from the annotation of a GenBank genome assembly.